Molecule: messenger RNA, 4100 nt
Organism: Homarus americanus (American lobster)
Lineage: Eukaryota; Metazoa; Arthropoda; Malacostraca; Decapoda; Nephropidae
Product: lymphocyte-specific helicase-like
Exons: 20
Coding region: 132-2798 (888 amino acids)
Biological process (GO): lymphocyte proliferation; negative regulation of gene expression via chromosomal CpG island methylation; pericentric heterochromatin formation
Cellular component (GO): nucleus; pericentric heterochromatin
Molecular function (GO): ATP binding; chromatin binding; ATP-dependent chromatin remodeler activity
Source: RefSeq, a predicted model, not a curated record
UGACCGACGGCAAAAGCGGAUAGGGAGACAAUUAGAUUAUUAUUGUAGUGUCAGCACGUUGUAGCCCUUAACAAUGUUCCCGUAAACCACCAACAAAACUACUAUACCCCUACAAAUUGUUCCAGAACCAGAUGCCUGAGGUGAGUCCCGCGGCGCGCCAGUUCCAACAAGAGUUCGCGGGAAAACACGGACCUGUGUGUUGUAAUACAAAUAGCAAGAUGGCGCCCUUAAACAAAUUGAAGGAAGAUCCAGCACGCCAUUCAGACACCAACGGCUUGAGUAUAUCGUUAGAAGCAGAUAACACCGCAAAACUUGGGGAAGGCAGCAAUAACUCAGACCAGCUUGAGGUAUCAGACUUAAAAGAAAAUGGAAGUGGAGCCUCUGAGUGGGGAGAUGCAGUGGAUAAAUCCCCAUCUGUUGACGAGGGUGUAUUAACAGCUGAGAUGCAGGCUGAGGAAGAGAAGCUGGAGAUGGCUAACAAGAAAGAAGAGGAGGAGAUACGCUUAAGGAUAGAAGAAAGACAACGCCAAGAAAAUGAAUUGCAAGAACAAAGAUACAAGCGGCUAAUGCAUCUGCUUAAUAAGUCUGAGUUCUACAGUCAGUUUCUCUUGAAGCAAAUUGAAUCUCAGGAAUCUAUGAAGAAAAAAAAGGGCAAGUCCAGAUCAAAACAUGGCAGAGAAGAUACUGAUAAGGAAAAUUCACAGUCUGAAGAUGCAGGAACCAGCUCUCAGGAAUCUGUUGAAGGAGAUGGAAAGAAGCGUAAGCUGACAAGUAAUUGUGGUGGUCGUCCUGUAAAGCGUGUCAGAGAUGGCAAAUAUAACAUGGCUGAUGUCAUUUCCACUGAUACCGUAAAAAACAGUAUGGAGUCUGCUUCAUACGAGACAGAAGCAAGUACUAUUGAACGUGAGGAACAACCUCGUCUCUUUGAAAAUGGUGUCAUGAGGCCCUAUCAGCUGGAUGGCUUUUCAUGGCUGACAGUUUUGUUUGAAAAUGGUGUUAAUGGGAUUUUAGGAGAUGAGAUGGGUUUGGGUAAGACCAUCCAAACCAUUGCCCUCAUCUGUCAUUUGGUAGGGGAAGGGGUGCCAGGCCCCUUCCUUGUGUGUGGUCCUCUCUCUACGCUGACCAAUUGGAUGGCUGAAUUUCAGAGGUUUGCCCCAAAGAUACCUAUAGUGCUCUACCAUGGUCAGGACACAGUACGUACAGAGAAGAGAAGAAAGCUUAAAGUUCUGAAGACUAUAGAGGGAACUAAUAUAUCAGUCUACCCUGUUGUCAUCACAUCUUAUGAGGUUGCUAUUCGGGACACAAAGUUCUUGAAUAGAUACCAGUGGCGCUAUAUUUGCGUAGAUGAAGGCCAUAGGCUCAAGAACCACAAGUGUCGUCUCGCAAAGUCACUGAACACAUACACAUCAACUAAUCGUCUCCUCCUGACUGGUACGCCACUACAAAAUAACCUCGCUGAACUCUGGGCUCUUCUCAACUUCUUAAUGCCAGAGAUUUUUGAUUCACUGGAUGUUUUUGAGUCUUGGUUUGAUGUGACAGACAUGAUGGAAGCAGGAAGUGAUGUGAGGAUCAUUCAGCAGGAGAAAGAAAAACAAGUUAUUUCAACACUCAUGAAGAUCUUGAGUCCUUUCUUCCUGCGGCGAGUGAAGAAAGAUGUAGACCUCGACAUUCCCCCAAAGAAGGAAUUGCUGGUGUUUACUCCAAUGACGCCGCUACAGGUGGAGCUGUAUGAGGCCACCCUAACAUCAAAUCAUGCUCUGUUCAACAACUUAAAGAAACCUGCUCCUGAACCUGUGGAGUAUAACGAACGUGGCCGACCCAAACGGAAAGCGAAAAUGAACAGUGACUUUUCAGUAUUGUUUCAGGAAUAUGAUGGAGUUUCAGAAAAUUCCAUUGAUGUUUAUAUCAGUGCAGUGAACAAAUUACAUGAGAAAGCAGCCCAUGAAGAAGUUAAAAAAACCUCUGUUGUAAGAGUUAAGCUGCAGAAUAAAAUGAUGCAAUGUCGAAAAAUUGUAAAUCAUCCUUACCUGAUCAAUUAUCCACUGAACAAAGAUGGUACAUACAAGGUGGAUAAUAGUCUUUUGAAAGUGUGUGGGAAGUUGCAAGUACUAGACCAACUUCUGGGGGAACUGUACAAACGUAAACACAGAGUUCUUCUCUUCUCUCAAAUGACGAUGAUGAUGGACAUCAUUGAAGACUACCUCACCCUCAGACCACAGUAUAAUUAUAAACGUCUAGAUGGCACUAAGAAACUUGAAGAACGUCAGAUAGACAUCAGUGAAUUCAACAACACAGACUCGACAGACUUCAUAUUUUUGCUGAGUACUCGUGCUGGUGGUCUGGGCAUUAACCUUGCUUCUGCUGAUACUGUCAUUAUCUAUGACUCAGACUGGAACCCCCAAAGUGAUCUCCAAGCUCAAGACCGCUGCCACAGAAUUGGCCAGACGUCACCCGUUCUGGUGCUACGUCUCGUCACCAAAUCUACGAUAGAUGAAAAAAUUGUGGAAAGGGCGGCAACAAAACGAAAACUAGAAAAAUUAAUCAUCCAGUCAGGAAAGUUCAAUGCAGCCAAACAGAGUGAACGAAAAUUUGAGAAAGUAUUGGACGAAGAAGAGUUGAUUGGCCUAUUGAAUCAGAGGGAUCAUGCGAGAAUACACCAAACUACAACUGGUCACAUUUUCUCAAAGAAGGAGCUGAAUCAGCUGCUCGACCGUAGUGACAUGACAAAGAAAGAAAGGCACAGAAAGGAGGCGAGUGAACUUCAUGGUGUCUUCAAGGUUGUAAAUAAGGAUCUAUAAGAUGUGUACUAUCAAUGAGAGAAGACCUGUAGUGUAGUCAUAAAGUUUUUCUCCUUAGUAAAAAAACAAAUUGUGAAUCAGGUAUUCUUUUAUAUUUUUUUAUAAUUUACUAAGCAAAUCACACUUUUCUGUGUUAUUUAAGUGAUUAAUUUCUUUCAUAAAUGUGUUUAUUUUGUAUGGAAAUGACAAGUUUUGCUCCUAAUUUUAUAUUUUUUUUAGUUCUUGUGUAAUUGCUGUUGUAAGUUAGUACAGUACUAUAGAAACUCCUUUAUCAUUCCUGUCAUGUGAUCAAACAAGUGUCCAUCAUCAUCAGGCCCCUUGUGUCUUAUACAGGGGGAGGGGGGGGGGGGGUCACAAAUGAAACAAGUGAAUUAGUUUGAAGUUAUAUACUUAUAAUGGACCCUCUUUGAAAGUAACACUUUUUUUAUUUAAUGUUGAAAUUAUUUUUAAUACAGUUCGUAUUUACAAACUUUUGUUACAAAUUUAAUAGUUUUUUUGUCUCCCGAGGAGAAUUAGUUUUAAGUGCAACUAAUAGUGCUGUAGUCUUUGUUAUUUGAAGAAUCCAUGUGAGCACCAGGUUUAGGGAAGUGUGUGUACACCAGACUUGUAUUACAGCAGCAGGUGCACUAGUGAGUCAAGGACUGUGGUAAGUCAAGACCUGAGACUAAGAUAACCCUUGACAUCAUCCAAGAUGAACUACUUAAGAAAAUUUAAGACACCAUAAAUGAUAGUAACUUUAUUGUCUACUCUUUAUCUUGGUUUAAGAUCCUGCAGGUGAUGUAUCUGCCAAUUGUCAUAUUUGUUUUAAUUUUCGUUAGGUAAAGGAUUUUACAUUGAGCACUGGGGAGCUUUGUCCCAGGAGAAUUUUCAGUCCUUGGAUUAAAUAGUUUUUUCACUACAUGUAUCAUGUGGACCAAACAAGGUACCUGUGCCUCACCACUCAAGUGUUCAGGUUAUGAGGCUGAUGAUUCAUUAUUGGAUAUAGUUUUAAGUACAGCAUAGAAUUUUAUGGGCACCAAACCUCACUAUCAAUUUUAUGUAUAGUAAGUCAUUAACAUGAACUCAUUUUUUACCAUCACACUUCUUUGUCUGGUUACAUAUUGGAGUGUUGGAGGAACAUAUUUUGUGCUCAUUGUUAGAAGUUUUAAGUUCUCUUGUAGCCAAUUUUUUAAACAAGAGAAUUACCGUAUAUAUUCGUGUAUAGUUCGAGUUUUUAAGACCAAAUUUUUAGGCAAAAAAUUGGGGGUCGUCCUAUACAUGCGUAAUAGUUUUGUUAGGUUGAACCCGUGCAUGAUGGGAAGG